This is a messenger RNA of Daldinia caldariorum, 2981 nucleotides long. Its product is annotated as N-terminal binuclear Zn cluster-containing protein. Gene Ontology annotation, biological process: DNA-templated transcription; regulation of DNA-templated transcription. The record is from RefSeq and is a predicted model, not a curated record. Lineage: Eukaryota; Fungi; Ascomycota; Sordariomycetes; Xylariales; Hypoxylaceae. Gene Ontology annotation, molecular function: DNA-binding transcription factor activity, RNA polymerase II-specific; zinc ion binding; DNA binding. Bases 144 to 2897 code for a protein of 917 amino acids. The transcript is spliced from 6 exons.
CAUUGACCUUUUGAAUCGUCCGAAUUCCCACCCCACGGUAACGUCGUGUACCUCGAUAACCACCGCGUCGAUUUUCUUAUCACUCGGAGCAACGAUUUCCAACCAAAAUAAUAAUAACUAGGUCCACUGGAGAGAGAGAGGUGAUGGAACACAUGAGAGUUGAUCCCGGGGGCUUCCAAAUACCAGGAAUGCCCCGUCCGCAACUGAUGAACCAACCACCGCAGAUAUUCGGGGCUUAUAGUCACGAUGGCUUACCUGUAUUGCAUCCGGACCUCGCGGCGCAAAUGGCGUUCGAUCCUUCGGCGUUGUUAGACGAUCCGAACGAUGCGAAGAGAAGAAGAAUCGCACGGGCUUGCGAUAUGUGUCGAAAGAAAAAAAUAAAGUGCGAUGGGAAGCUCCCUGCGUGCACUCAUUGUAUCAAUUAUAAGACGGACUGCGUCUUCACGCAAGUCGAGAAGAAGAGAAGUCCGCCGAAAGGUGCCAAGUACAUCGAGGGCCUCGAAAACCGUUUAGGGCGUAUGGAAAGUUUGCUAAGGUUGUCUGGCCUACUCGGUGAAGAUGAUGAGUCGACUGACUUGGCUACGCUGGAAAAACGCCUUGCCGAGAAGCACCAGCAAUCGAGACAAGCUUCACAGGCAGCUACGUCUAAUCCCACAUCACCGUCGCAAGCCACAUCCGGUCACGAUGGCGCGUCAUCAACUCCUCGAAGUUCUCUAGCAUCUCCAGAGCCGAGUAGAGAUCGCGAUAGAAAGGAUAGCUCACCACAGCCUGAUCGGCCCAAAGAUGAAGAGGUUGAAUCCUUAUCUGAGAUGAUGUGUUCAUUAGUAACGAAUCAGUCUGGGGAGACGAGAUAUAUAGGCUCAUCGUCGGGCUUCUCAAUAUUCUCACCGAAGGGUAUCCAGUGGGUGAAUGAAAAAACCGGAGACAGAUCGUUUCAACAAAUGAUAUCUUCAGUAUCUAUCGAUGAUCACAAAUGGAAUCACUGGAAACCCGAGAUUUUCAGCGACCUUUUCCAUCGCCCGAUUUAUCGGCAAUUACCGCCCAAGCCAGAAGCGCUAUCCCUGCUCAAAGACUAUUUUGACAACUUCAACUGCAUGUUCCCGCUGUUCCACCAACCAACAUUUAUGCAUCUUGUUGAGAGGCAAUAUUCCAAUGACCCCUACCAGGGGUCGGGAUGGUGGGCCAGCUUGAAUGUUGCAUUAGCCAUCGCCCAUCGCCUCAGAGUCAUGAGCAAUUUAGUACCGCAGGAAGAGGAUGACAAGUCAUGGGGAUAUAUGAAGAACGCUAUGGGGGUUUUCUCCGAAUUAACGAUGCGCAAUACCGACUUGUUGAGCGUGCAGGCUUUGCUCGGAAUGGCUUCCUUCAUGCAGGGUACUCCCAACCCCCAACCCUCGUUUCUGCUAGUUGCCGCAGCUAUCAGACUGUCCCACAGCAUCGGGUUGCAUAAGCGCGGAAGUGGUUUUAAUCUUAACCCGGUCGAGAUUGAGCAGAGAAAGCGAGUGUUCUGGAUAGCAUAUAUGCUGGAUAAGGAUUUGUGUCUCCGGUCCGGACGACCUCCGGCGCAGGAUGACGAUGACAUGAAUGUAGAGCUCCCAGAUGCCGACCCAGUAGACAAUAUUGGAAACAUCCCCCUUGCCGACGGAAAGGGAAAGAUGAAUCUAUUCCGAGCGAUGUGCGAAUUGACAGUUAUUGAAAGCCAGGUCUAUAAGAAGCUCUACUCUACCAAGGCCACCAAGCUGUCGGACGGCGAGCUGCUGCAGACCAUCGGCGAGCUUGAUAAGAAAUUAGAAGAGUGGAAGGACAACAUCCCGAUUGACUUCCGCCCAGAACACGAAAUAAAAGCGUCUCACACUCCUUUGAUAGUCCAUGUGGUCAUGUUACAUUUCUCCUACUACAACGCCCUCACUACAAUCCACCGCAUGUCUGUACAUCAUGGCUACUGGACAAGUCGACUAUCCAAUUACGCGAUCCAGGGCCUGAACGCCAGGCCUUUAAAUCCGCGGGUAUUUGCAUCUGCAGCUCUAUGCGCGUCCGCCGCCAGAGCAAGUAUUCAACUGCUCAAAUAUAUCCCGCAAGGCGAUUUCUCCUGCGUCUGGCUUAUCCUCUACUUCCCUGUCUCAGCGCUCGUCACACUCUUCGGGAACAUCCUGCAAAACCCACUAGACCCGCGAGCGAAGUCGGACACGAAAUUAAUGAACGUGGUGGUGACGUUCCUCUCCACCCUGGGCCAAGAGGCGGAGACCGGUGGCGUGCACCGUAUGCUCGGCGUGUGCUCUGAGUUCGAGCGCAUCGCCAAGAUCGUCAUCGAGAAGGCCGAACGCGAGACGAACCGGCGGAAGCGCAAGAGCCACGAGCCUCAGAAAUCUUCCAUCAACCACUCCUCUCCGCCGCAAAUGAGUAGCAGCAACACGCCGCGAGCCUCGUCGGCAAGCACGCCGACCGGAAACUACUCGGCAACGUCGCAGCUGUCGCCCAAGUUCAACGGGGAGCAGAACCGCGCCAAUAACGCCGCAAACGGGGGCUUCAGCCCGAUGAACACGGCUAGCUCGAAUAAUGGCUCCGCGCCGCGCGACGGCCCAGGGGCCUGGCCGCCAUCUUCUUCAUCACCACAGACACAGCAACAACACCCAUCACAAGCGCAACAGUCGGAAUGGAACCCCGAUGCUAUGGAUUUCGGCAACUUCUCGGAGAUGACGGGCUUCGGACAACCGAUCUCGUUGCCGUCUAUUCCAGGGGUUACCGGAGCCGGAGCCGGAGUCGCGGGCGGAGGUGGGUACCAGCCGCUACUGCCGCAGGAGCUGUGGCAGAUGUCCGGGCUUGACUGGGACUGGGCCGAGUUCGCGGGGACUGCGUAUGCUAGCUUCGAGAACGGGUCCGCGGCACAGAACGGUGCAUGAGUACGUUAUUUAUGGGGAGGAGGAGUAAUUAAUAUCACGCCGACGGUCCAUUACCUGCCUAGGUACUACCUAAGGUAGCCAGUU